Messenger RNA from Physella acuta, 1630 nucleotides. RefSeq lists its product as uncharacterized. The record is from RefSeq and is a predicted model, not a curated record. NCBI's taxonomy places the organism in Eukaryota, Metazoa, Mollusca, Gastropoda, Physidae.
CUCAAAACUUCCAAUAUGGCGGCUUCCACUUUUACUUUCGAUUUAAUUUUGUUAUUUGGACCUCCCAUACCGCAUAAAGAACAAUUUGUGCCCUCUGGUAUACUGUCUUCAGCGCACACUAUUGUUUGUCCUGAAAAACUUUAUGAAGAAAAUCCAAAUUAUGGCUUGCGAGAUAUUGCACUUUUUAUUGUUGCUUCACUCAGACAGAAUACACAAGUUGUGGUUGUUGAUGAACUGCAUGUAAAAGCACAGCGUUUAAGUCUGAUAAAAACAGUAAAAAAUAAGGUUCCAUCUUGCCAGAUUCAUUUAAUUCAAAUUCUGCCAAAGUAUGGGUUUCUGCAGUGCAUGUGGCAAUGGCAAUGUGCAUAUGCUAGUGAAGACACAUCAGUUCAUGUAAGAGAAGAAAAUGUCAAGAAUUGGUUUAGUUCCUGUAGUACCUCUGACAUUAAUUCUGAUUAUGUGCAAGCUCCUUGUGAAGAGGAAGGUUACUCAACUGAGACAGUAACUGUGCCAUUACGGAUAAACAGCUUUUAUAAAUUUGAGGCCCCAGCACUAUUUCUUCAGUGGGAGGACUCAUUAGAUAAUGAUGAACAUCUUGUGCAAAUUUCAAACAUAUGUUUAAGGUGGUUUGCUGAAAAUGUGAAUGGCAGAAUAAUUUUCAUUCAUGAUGGGAGAAUAAAUGCAAAAGGUGCUAUUACAGAUACACAGAAAAACACAAAAGGUUUAUGUCAGCUUGCAAUAAAAGUUAAUCAGCCAAUCUAUGCCAUACAAAGGAUGUCUGCAAGUAGUGGAAACUUUAGUCUGCCACCGCAGCCUGGAUUGAUAGCAUUUCUACAACAGCGUCAUCUGAUUCAUCUACAUUCUAAGCGGACAUAUUAUUUGUACAAUAGCAUAGAGCAUCAGCAGAUGGCUCAGGCAGUUGGUAUUCAAUGUCAUAAGAUUUCUGCUGUGAUAAAGAAGCCAGAAUUGUUAUUUAAAGACAUUGGACUACCUGUGACAGUGCCAGAAAUGCUAAGAACAAUGACUUUAGUGAAACCAACAUACAUAGCUACAGAGCACUCUACUUUAUCUGUGCCAUUAUUUGAUGUAAGGCAUAAAGAAGAAAAUAAUCAUAUUUCACAAAACAUUCAUGGAUUGACUGAGCAUGUGUUUAUCAAAGAUAUGCAGAGUUUUAUUCAGUAUCAGGAUAGUUUUCAGAAACAAUUAACUCCAAUUGACCAACAACCCAAACAUAGCAAGGCAGAAACAAAUUUCAGGAACACCAGCAGUCUGAAGUUACCCACUAAAACUAUUCAUAACGAAAAGAAAGAUUUUGAUCCUCCAGUAUGGAUGAAGAAGAAGAAGCAAAGUCACCCUACUUCAAGCUCAACAAGUUUUAACAAUGAAGGCACAAGUAAAGCAGAAUUAACAGACUUUAGUCAUAGAUCAAUGAAAACUGUAUACUUUAUGUCAGAAAAAGAAGUAAUGGAAAUGUCACUUGAUAUUCUUAAACAGCAUGGCCAAGACAAGUAAAUUGUAACAAUCUGUGGAUUCUUAAAACUUGCUGGUGUUUUGCAAAUAUUGUACAAAUGUAAAACUUCAUGAAAUAAUUGUAAAAGAAUCAGUUUUACAGUAAUCAAGCAAUAAAAAC